Tigriopus californicus is the source of this 2279-nucleotide messenger RNA. Its product is annotated as PCNA-interacting partner-like. Gene Ontology annotation, cellular component: chromatin. Gene Ontology annotation, biological process: negative regulation of double-strand break repair via homologous recombination. The coding region runs from base 207 to 2240 and encodes 677 amino acids. The transcript has 5 exons. The record is from RefSeq and is a predicted model, not a curated record. NCBI's taxonomy places the organism in Eukaryota, Metazoa, Arthropoda, Copepoda, Harpacticoida, Harpacticidae.
UAACCUUCACAUGUGAGGGAAUCCUUCAACAUAGUGGAUGGCCUUCUCAUUGGUGGAGGCCACCAUCCAUCCUGCGCGCAACCUCGAGCUUGAUUUCGACCAAUGGCUGGUUAGGAUUGAGCGAGGGCUCUUUUAAAUCCCAACUGACGUUUAGUUGUCAAAGGCAUGUCCCGCAGUCACAUUCCUGAUUGCUCUCAUUGAUUAACAUGGGGGUUCAGGCAUUUGUGACAUUCCCUGAUGUGCUGGACGAGGCAGGGAUAUCCUUGUUGGAUGUUCGUCUAAAAAUCGACCCCAAGGCACCAUUUGUGGUCAUCGGAGACACACCCAACAGCACUUUUACCUCUAUCGUCAACUUUGCCUUGCAUUUGGCCAGGAAGUUUCAACUUCUAAGGAACGACCGAACGAUUUUACUGAAGGACGAAGAUCGGUUUCAAAAACUUAACCUAAUUCUGUGCGCUAAAAACAAAGAGACGUAUGGCUCAUUUGAAAGUGAUAUCAGUGACGUCUUAGAUUUGGCCCGGAUCACCUCGGAAACCUCCAACCUGGAUGAAUCCGAGGCGUGCCAAUCUUACCGAAGGUUCAUUCAAUCAAGCAAUUUAGUGGACUCGCAUACUUUGUACAACAUCCUCAAGAAGAGCAUAGCCGAACCCGAUUCCGAGUUGAAGAGCUAUCUCCAAUCCAUGCCCUACCAUUUGAUGAUAUGGAACCCUUACUUUGGACCCAAGUCCUUGGAAAUGGACUUUCUGAAACUGUUUUGCCCAGAAGGACCACAUUUACAGUUUGUGCAAGUAGAGACGUCUUUGGAUUCGAGUUUAAAGGAAGGAUCCUCCCCCGAGUUUCAGAUUCGGGUCAAUGCCUUGGAGGAUGUUCCCGAAUUAGAUUUAGAAGGCAUGUUUAGACCUUAUAGUCGCUCAGAAUCUGUCGACUAUUGCUUAGCUUGGAUGGAAGGCAUCUUAAGACUACUUGUUAACUCGCGGGAUGAGUUGGCUUUGGCCCGAAUCAUGAGCGGCCCUUUUGGUAUUCUGGGCCAAACCGCGUUCACCGUAAUCAAACAUCAAGCCCAAUCUAUCAACAUGCCACUAUAUCAAACCAUCAUCUCUUACGUUGGCAAGCUAAAAUUGGGUGGGAAAAGUUAUGCCCCUUGUACGGAUCACCCGUUCUAUCCCUACAACAAGGAACUUUGCCAGUUUGAGUCCUUAAUGGAUAAGUUGCACUCCAUGGUCGAGGAAAUCAAGACAGGCAGAGCAUUGACCACCAAGCUGGUUCAAGCUCUUCGAAGUUUUGCCCAAAAAAUCGAGAAAUUGAAAACAUCUCGCUUAGACACCGCUACUGAGAUCUGUUUGGAUGUCUUGAAUGCAUCUUUGCAGCUUAAAGACGACAUUCAGUUAGGAGCCACGCCCAAACGUGAGGUGGGAAAGGGCGGGAGCGUUGUCGGCCGGCAAAACAUGAAGAUCAUUCGUGCUGCAGUCGAUUCAUUAAGCACCCGAUCCCGCGUCAUCAAGGUGCACGUUCUUCUCGGGAAAAUUGCCCACAAACCUGUUUCCCAAUCCAAUUCAGUCAAAGGCACGCCAAUUCAGAUACCUUCCCUAGUGCAAUUAUUUACCUCGCCCGAAGAGAUUCCAGAGGAAGCCCCAAAGGACGAUACCGAUACCCAAGACAACACCACCAAUGACUUCACGCCCGCCAAGAAACCAAGUGCCAAAGGCCAUCCCAAGUAUGGUUCCACUUUUGCCUGGGCACCGGAAACGAGUCCAUUACUUAUCGGGUCGGCGGAAUUAGUUUCUAUGGCAGGACAGACGUUAGCUUGUCCAGCCCCCGGCGACACACCCCUGCGAUCGGAUAACAAGCGCAAAUUGGCCGAGGCAGUGGCUGAAACUCUGAUUCAGGAUGUGGAGGUGUGUUUGCAAGGAGGCAAGUUGGCCAAGGCUCGAGCUGAGGGAGAAAAGGCAUUCAAGCGGAUGAGAGAGGAUAAGACGUCUCGACGUCGAGUGGCCAAACGAUCCAUUUUAAAGGAUAUCGCUAACAUGAAGACGCCGACUAUCUUGGAGAAACCCGAACAUAACUUUGGAAGCUCGUCUAGUGACUCAGUGGACUUAAAAUCUAGGCCAGGCAUCAUAUCUACCAAAGAAAACCCGCUUAGUCAAUCCAUUCCUAAGAAAAGCAAGCCUUUGCGAAAAAAGGGUGUUCCUCCGCCACUUUUACACGGUCAAACCAAAUUAACCACUUAUUUUCGGAUAUAAUCUAAUCCAAGCUGUUGCAAUAAAAUUAGCGGUACACAA